UCACCAUCAAAGUCCAAAUCCUACAAUAAGUUCAAGUUUUUGGGUGAAAGAAGAAGAAGAAGAAGAAGAGAACAAAGAUGCAGUCCAUGAAGGAAGGCGCCGCUAACGCUGCAGCCUCUGCGAAGGCUGGCAUGGAGAAGACCAAAGCCUCCAUCCAAGAGAAGGGGGAGAAGAUGACAGCACAUGAUCCAAUGGAGAAGGAAAUGGCAACUGAAAAGAAGGAAGAGAGGAAGGCAGAGGCAGAAUUAAGGAAACAGGAGGCGCGUGAAGAGAACGCAGCAGCCAAGCAGGCAGCCAGGGCUGGUGGCCAUACAACCUACACGACGGGUGCUCCCGGAGCUGCUUAUGGCGGCGCCACCGGUCACGACCCCCGUGUUUAGAUGGCAGUAGGGCACUGUCUGGUGGUGGAAUGGGUCAAUCAGUUGUUGAUUCACUGUGCUUUUGUAUUCUCCUUUUCCUUUUUGGUGGGUUAGUAUGAGUAAAAAAAUAAAUUAAAAAAAAAAAAAAAACUGUGGUGAUGUAAUUUUCUUUUGUUGUGGAGACUUUUUUUUAGCAGUUGAAUAAAAGUUGUCUUUUUCCCCA
Messenger RNA from Manihot esculenta (cassava), 582 nucleotides. Its product is annotated as 11 kDa late embryogenesis abundant protein. The transcript is spliced from 2 exons. The record is from RefSeq and is a predicted model, not a curated record. Gene Ontology annotation, biological process: embryo development ending in seed dormancy. Bases 78 to 380 code for a protein of 100 amino acids. Lineage: Eukaryota; Viridiplantae; Streptophyta; Magnoliopsida; Malpighiales; Euphorbiaceae.